AUGGCCGACAGCUUGGGGAAGAAAGAGCGCAGAAAAAGCCUGAGCGUGUUUAGCCCGUCGUCGACGACCUCAAUUCUGUCCGGUUCCGCGAUUACCCACGAUCGAUCGCCCUCAGAUGAUGUCAACGUUCUCAAGAAGAAGAACCGACGAAAUUCCGGGUUUUUUGGUGUCCGGAACACCAGCCCAGCAAGAGCUCCGGGCAACAAUGCUCAGCAUUGGCCCAGCACGGUCGAAUCGGAAUCAACGGCAGCCUGCAUAGCGUCGACACAUACAAUAAUAGUCCCGGAGACCACUCGUUCCCGACGUAAAUCCCUGCAGAAAAGGCGCACGUCUGUCUUUGGUUCCUUACGAUCGCUUCAUUCACUGGAUGACGAUGAAAAGUCUCUCGGGCGCGUAAAAGGUUCGCCCGUUGACGAUGAAGACGCCUUUGCGUCUCGAAAUGGAAUCGGUUCGGUUAUUCUGCAUCAUGGGGCGAUCCAGACGACAGGGGGCAUGUGGAGGAAGAAAAGUCAGUACCUGGUCCUCACGGAUACGCAUCUCGUUCGGUUCAAGAGUCAGAGCAAAGCUGCGGAGAUGUUCUCCUCAAUCCCUGCGUCCUAUACGCGGUCCCCGGCAAUGAAUCGCCAAUCAAUCGCCUCAAUUAACUCGUUGCAAGAACCCCAGCUUGCUGCUCCCAACGAUGCCUCUACGGGAAUCCCUCUGAAUAGCAUCAUCGCAGUCUACUUGUUGGACGACGGGAGACCUUCCUCAAUGGUCGAAGUUGCCUAUCUGGACGAGCGGCUGCACAAGGCUGCUUUCAUCCAGAUGCAAACGCCAGACGUCCAGGAACUUAACCUGUGGAUGAUAGGAAUUCGUUCAGCAGCGGAAAUGACCCGUAAUGCGGAUCCUCUACCCUUCGACCAGAAGUCGAUCGAGUGCGUGGCCCGGAUGCUCGAAUACGAGAGAGAUUACGACCCUGAAACGUUUCGUGUGUUUCGGGUCAUCCAGAUGGCCUCCAGUAGCAAGUCUACCACACGGGCCUCAUCGGAUGACCUCACCAAGCUUUCCCCCACCGGGUGCUAUCUCGCCUUGGGUUCGCAUAAACUUCACUUAAUACCUUUACACAAAAUCUCCAGUCGCUCUUCCGUUGUUUCGAUGUCCGAUCUGGAAACCGCAACAUCUUUCGGCUUGAUGAAUCUGACCAGUUUAUCAAUGGAAUGGGGCGACGAUAGCCUCCAUCUGACGUUUCGGCUUCCGCUUCGCAAACAAUUCUCGGUCUUCCUAGCUUCGGUACAUUCGCUCGAGGUUGCUUUCUGGAUAAGGCAACAGACGGAGUUUUUGCGUCCGUUGUGGCUCCGGCAGCCAUACGAUUUUAUCGUGCCUCGCGAUUUGAACCAUGAGAGCAAUUACCCUCCUGUCAGCUUGGACGAAGACUACGGUUGCUUUGAUCGGACGCUGGUCGCCUAUUCCGCCAGUUAUGAUAUCGACACCUCUAACAUUCGCUAUACGAUUGACAUGCAAUGUGACAAUGCGCCCUGCUUCAGACUUUUGCCGCCCGCUUCCCCCCAGCGCCAGAAAUACACGGCGUUAGAGCUCAUUGCCGUCUUACGAGCUCUUCGGUACAACGAGUCUUUCUGCUCUAUCUCAUUUAGCAGGGUCAGCUUGGAUGCGCUCCAGAGUGUUCGUGAUUUCCAUGGAGUGGACAAAGACGCUCUCCUCACUCGCUCCGGCUCUCCCAUUCACAUUCCCGGCCAAGAGAAUUUAUCAAUGUUGUCGCAAGAGAUUCGGGCGUUGGCCCUGAAAAGCACGUACCUCAAACGGCUUGACUUUUCCUACACGUUGAGUCGCACGCCCAGGUCUGAUAGUGAGAGUCACGAUCCAGGAUGUGGAAUUCCUGAAGCCCUUUUCCCCAUCUGCCGCCGGGAGCUCACGAGCGUCGACUGUGUUGCGCUCAAUGGAAUCAGGCUGGGAGAUUCAGAUCUCGACUACUUAGUCGACGCUGCCUCGCAGAAAGGGAGUCAUUUACGUGCAUUGGAAGUAGGACACUGCGGCCUGACCGUUCACGACAUUGAUCUUCUUCUUUCGACACUCGUUACUCAAGCCUCUACGCUAGAGGCCAUCGACCUUUCUGGUAUACAGGGCCGUUUGGGACCCAACUUACUCCAACAGUACCUCGGGCACUUUGGCAAUCUGAAAAAAUUUGAUCUCUCACGCAUCUCCCGAACUUCGGGCCCGGAACCGCUGAUCAGCCCAGAGACUCUGUUCAGAUGGCGGCUGCAGGAGCUUUCUCUGAGUGGAACUGCAGUGAACAGAGAGACUGUCGAUGCGAUAGCUACUUAUCUGGCCAGCGAUCAAUCUCGCGACCUACGUGUACUUCGGCUUGACCAGUGUGGAUUGACAGGGCAGGAUGUUGCCAUUUUUCUGCACUCAGUAGCUAUGGUUGGUGCGCCUAGGGAUCUGCAUCUUUAUGUCAGUGAAAACCGCCUAGACCUUGGUUGUUCGUAUCUUUUCGACGCCAUAUCCCAAAACAAGACACCGUCGCAUCUUUCAAUGAGGAUGAUUGACUUUAAGAGGGAAGAGCAAUUUCAGGAACUCGUGGAAGCUCUCAGAAUAAACCGGACCCUGAAAUAUCUCGACAUCUCCAAAGCCUCACUGCCGUAUGACGCCGGCCCGGAGACGUGCAGAUCGCUCCAAUUGAUGUUCGAGGAGAACAACACAUUGGAAGACCUCGAUAUCAGCGGAGAGAGUGCACACUUGGAUGUGGCACGGUUUGGUAUUGGGCUCAACCUGGCCUUGACCGGCUUGAAAAAGAAUAAGUCCCUCAAGGUCUUGAAGAUAGAGCACCAGAAACUUGGAUUUCAAGGCGCGAGCACUUUGGCCUCCGUGCUGGAGGAGAACACCUGCCUGCGGGAAGUCCACUGUGAGAACAACGACAUCAAUUUGCAAUCGUUCACUGUCCUGGUCAACGGACUCCAGCGAAACAGGACAACCUUGAAUCUCUCUACCAUGGACCGCGACCGGGUUCAGUCCCUCGAUAAAUUCCGGCGGGAGAUUGAGAACGUGAAGCGUGAUCUGAGCCACGCGCAGAGCUCCACUUCGAGCUCUAUUCGCCGCUCGAUCCACGCUGCCAUCCAUGUCAAGAAUACGACGGUUGGGAAUAAGCUGUCCAAGCAUUCCUCAGCGGCAAACCCUACUCAUUCUAUGACCUCGCCAUCUUUGGGCUCAGCGUCGACCACCGCCGUGCAAGCUUCCCAUGCAAUGGAUCACGAUGUCGAGAUUAUUCUGCGAUCUUUGAAUCAAAAAUGGGACUCGGAGGUUGCGCGUCUGCGUCGCUAUCUCUUUCGGAACUACAACGUGGCCAAUGGAAUCGACAAUGGCUACGACGAUGCCGCUAGUGAUGGCCGGCCGGCUACGGCGGCUAGCUUUGGGACGAUGCUGGAAAAUUUGAAACUGAGUGUUUCGGAACUUGGCAACGAGAAACCUACGAUAUCUCAGACCAGCUUGCAGGCAACACCACCACCUGAAGCGAAGGUCGACCCUCCAACGCCAUCAACUGCCAGUGCAGAAAGCAAGAGCAGCCAUCUGGACAUCUUCAAGAGCCUCGACGCGGAUAGUGGCUUUCGAGCCGAACUGGGCGAUCGACCACAGACAGCUGGUGUCGUGCUACCGCACCACGGGUUUGCAGGCUUGCCACCAGAGUACUCUACCUCUGAUGCACCCUCGGCGCGCUUGGCAGUGCCGGUUCCCGCAAUCCCAUCAGUUACAGUCAAACCUAACAGCGUCCGAAGCGCCCGCAGCUCGAGCUCCGUGUCCACGAGCGCGGGUACUACAGUGAGUUCACGUAGUGCGUACGGCACAGCUUCCUCCACCCUGAGGGGCUUCCUCAGCAAAGGCAUAUCGAAAGAUCGGCGCGGUCUUGAUAAAUUGAAACCUGGGCCUCUUUGUGUCUCUAGUGAUGUACCUCCCCAGCUGGAUUGGACACCACCUCAACUAGAACUACGCGGGUUUCGAUAG
Aspergillus viridinutans is the source of this 3993-nucleotide messenger RNA. RefSeq lists its product as uncharacterized. The record is from RefSeq and is a predicted model, not a curated record. NCBI's taxonomy places the organism in Eukaryota, Fungi, Ascomycota, Eurotiomycetes, Eurotiales, Aspergillaceae. The coding region runs from base 1 to 3993 and encodes 1330 amino acids. The transcript has a single exon.